GGCCUGGUUUAGGACCAGCUACAUCUGUCUGUACUUGUCCUUCAGUCUCAGUCUCUCGGUCUCUCCACUGGCUCAGCUGCUGCUGGGACCUACAUACACCACAGACAGAAACACACACCACCAUGGGUUGCUGUAACAAGCUGUGUGGGCUAAAGGCUGGAAUUGGGGCUGGAAUUGCAGUGGCCAUAUUAGGUAUAAUCCUUAUCCCUGUGGGGAACAAUAUCAUCCGUGAGACUGUUACAAAGGAAUCGGUCAUCGAGCCUGGGACCACAGCCUGGGACAACUGGGUGUCUGCAGACACACCUGUCUACAGACAGUUCUGGCUCUUUGACGUGCAGAACCCACAGGACGUGGUGGAGAAUGGGUCGAAGCCCAAAUUGGUGGAGAAAGGGCCCUACACAUACAAGACGCGGUACCUGCCCAAAGAGAACAUCACGGCCAACCCAGAGAACCACACCAUCUCCUUCCUGCUCCCUGCGGGGGCCAUAUUUGAGCCCUCCCUGUCUGUGGGGUCUGAGGAGGACAGUGUCACCUCCCUCAACCUGGCUGUGGCUGGUGGGUACAAGUUGUUUCCCCCAUGGGUACUGGAAGCUGCAAUAAAGUUAAACAAUGUCUCCCUCUUCCAGCGAAGGACAGUGAGGGAAAUACUCUGGGGUUACAAAGACCCCAUUCUGAAAGGGACACUGGGCCUAUUUUUUCCUUACAACGGCACCUAUGAUGGGCCAUACAGUGUCUUCACAGGCAAGAAUGACAUCUCUAAAGUGUCUAUCAUUGACAGCUGGCAGGGGGAAAAGAAGGUGUCUUUCUGGAACAACACAUAUUGCGACAUGAUCAACGGCACAGAUGGCUCGUCAUUCUCUCCCUUCCUGGACAAGAAGAAGCCUCUGUACUUCUUCUCCCCUGACAUCAGCAGGUCUGUGUCAGCUGAGUAUGAGAGGAGCCUGAACCUGAAGGGGAUCGAGGUGUACCGGUUCAAACUGCCCCCGCUCACCUUAGCCUCCCCUGCAGUCAACCCAGACAACCAGUGCUUCUGCACGGACUCUGUGGUCUCUAAGAACUGCACAUUGGCCGGAGUCCUGGACAUCAGCUCCUCUCGUGGACAACCAGUCUACAUCUCCCUGCCUCACUUCCUGCAUGGUAGUCCAUACCUGGUUGAAGAUGUGGAGGGCCUUGGUCCUAGUGAGGAGCAUCACGUCACGUUCCUGGAUGUGGAACCGACCACGGGGUUCAGUCUGAGGUUCGCUAAGAGACUGCAGGUGAACAUGAUGUACGGCCCCUCCAAGAUCAUCACGGUGUUAAAGAAAGUGAAGGAUUACACCGUGCUCCCUAUAGUUUGGCUAAACGAGACGGCAUCCCUGGAUGACGAGACAGCGGACAGGUUUAAGAAGGAGCUGUUAUCUCGUGUUGACAUGCUGGAGACGGUGCAGUUCACGCUGAUAGGCUUAGGGUCAGCAGCCUUGGUACUCUGCACAGUGGCACAUUGUUUGGUAAGCAGAAACAACAAGCUUGUGUGAGACGGACAAUGCUGCUGUGCAACAGAGGAACAGCGGGGGGGUACAAGGACAUCAGUGUGCUGUAACUUGUCACUUUUAAUAUCACGCACGUUCAUCAUUUGUGUUAUUUACAAUGUCAAAUUUCUUGCUCUGAUACAAAGCGAGGAUAUAUUGUAGACAUUGUGUGAGUUAGAAUGUACUUUUUCCUUUGUACAAAUUCUUAUAAAACUGUUCCUUUAUGUUAUUGUCGUUUGAUUUGCACACACCUCCCUGCUAGAUUUUGGUCAGGGAUCCUGAAAGCUAGAAUAUAAAGCAGGUUGAAAUUGCUAUGACAUUAAUGUAGCGAACAUUCAUGACUCCAAUAAAAAGAAAUCAAGCUGA
Oncorhynchus kisutch (coho salmon) is the source of this 1874-nucleotide messenger RNA. RefSeq names its product platelet glycoprotein 4-like. Gene Ontology annotation, cellular component: cytoplasm; cell surface; caveola. Gene Ontology annotation, molecular function: scavenger receptor activity; low-density lipoprotein particle binding; low-density lipoprotein particle receptor activity. NCBI's taxonomy places the organism in Eukaryota, Metazoa, Chordata, Actinopteri, Salmoniformes, Salmonidae. The transcript is spliced from 12 exons. Bases 123 to 1514 code for a protein of 463 amino acids. The record is from RefSeq and is a predicted model, not a curated record. Gene Ontology annotation, biological process: lipid storage; amyloid-beta clearance by cellular catabolic process; lipoprotein transport.